This is a messenger RNA of Frankliniella occidentalis (western flower thrips), 1677 nucleotides long. RefSeq names its product vesicle transport protein SFT2B. The transcript is spliced from 5 exons. Bases 134 to 616 code for a protein of 160 amino acids. Gene Ontology annotation, biological process: vesicle-mediated transport. The record is from RefSeq and is a predicted model, not a curated record. Gene Ontology annotation, cellular component: membrane. Lineage: Eukaryota; Metazoa; Arthropoda; Insecta; Thysanoptera; Thripidae.
GUGAUUUUGAAAAACAAAUGAAGAAUUGGCGUAAACAAAAAACAAGUGACGGAAGCCAAUGCACAACGACGCAAGUGACAGGACAGGGCGUUGCAUCCACGGGUUAAGGACAUUUUAGCAGCGAGCAACAGAGAUGGAUAAGCUAAGGAAAGCUCUAAGUGGGGAGGAAAACAACGGUGAAGAUAAUUCUAUUCUGAGUCCAGUUUUUGAUGCUGCAACUUUUAGCUGGUCGACACGUAUUAAAGGCUUCAUCAUAUGUUUUGUCGUUGGAAUCCUGCUCUCAUUGCUUGGAAGUGUUGCAUUGUUUUUGCAUAAAGUAACAAUAUUUGCUGUUCUCUAUACAUUUGGGAAUGUUACCUCAAUGGCCAGCACAUGUUUCUUGAUGGGCCCCAUGAAUCAACUUAAAAAGAUGUUUGCCUCAACACGUGUCAUAGCAACAAUUUUAGUUCUUGUUCUGAUUUGUCUGACCUUGUUUGCGGCAUUGUAUUUGCAUAAUGCUGGGCUAGCUUUGCUGUUCAUCAUACUGCAGGCUGUUGCUAUGACCUGGUACUCUAUCUCUUACAUACCCUAUGCUCGGACAGCGGUGAAGAAAACUUUCACUGAGUGCAUCGCCUGAAAGGUAAACUGAUGCUUAAAUAUCACAUAUCCAUUGCAUUUCCCCUUUUUGACUGAAAAUGAAAAUAUCUAGUUUGUAAAUAUAAUAUUGAUAGUAUGAAGAAGGUGCAGGAUAUUACUUAAAGCAAUGUGUUGCAUUUUUAACUGUCAUUUUUUUGUGAGGAGCUGUUGUUUGCCAUCAUGUGGUUUUCUCUUCAUUUUAUGUGGGCUGUGAGGAUGAAAAAGAAAGCACAGAUUUCAGGACUUUCCCUUUCAAUUAUUGUUAUUUAUUCACUGCACACUUUAUUUUUUUAAACUUAGAUCAGUUAAUUUUGAAUGGAAGAAGACCAAUUUUACGUGAAUGAAGUUGACAUUGAAUUAAUAUAAUUUUGAACCUAAUUAAUGCAGUCUUAAUAUCUGUCUUGAGAUAAUUAUCUGUCUUUCCUUGCAUCUGAACUAUUUUGUUACCUGUCUUACAGUAUUUUUUAAGGUUUGUCUCAAAGACUUCUACAAAGUUUCUGUUAGCUGAGAGUAAUUGAACCAUUAACACGUUGAAUCCCACGUGACCACACAUAUGAUCACAAAGCACGUGAUUAAUGCCCCCCUGGGACUCAACGUGUUAACUUAUGAGGGACCAUUGGGGUUUCAAACCUUGGACCAAAAAGGCAUAAAACCUUGAAAAAGGUUGCCUCCAUUUUAUAAUCAAAAUCUCCUAUAAAUACCUGCUCAAAAAUAAUACGUUAGCAGUAAUUUAUCAGGUUCUCUUCCCUGUUCUGGAAGUAGCUUAUUGAAUUAUCCAACCUGAAAAUGAAUUUAUAUUAUUAGUGUUUUUUUUCGCUUCCCUUAAAUAGGCAUUUUGGCCAACACUUUUACACAAAUGUAAUAGGAAGACUGUAGAUCAGAACUUUCACUUUGGUAUGCUGAUUUUUCAUAUAUUUCCUUCACUUUCAUUUAAUUUAAAAUAUAUUAAUUAAGUUUACUUAUUUACAUGUAGAGUGCUGGAUGCUGUGAUCAUAAGUGUGUAUAUUAUGUACUAUAAUUUGUAACAAUUUCCAUGAUUAAAUUCAUGUGAAUACAUCUUUA